Molecule: messenger RNA, 547 nt
Organism: Hypomesus transpacificus
Lineage: Eukaryota; Metazoa; Chordata; Actinopteri; Osmeriformes; Osmeridae
Gene: pcp4b
Product: Purkinje cell protein 4b
Exons: 3
Coding region: 118-312 (64 amino acids)
Cellular component (GO): cytoplasm
Molecular function (GO): calcium ion binding; calmodulin binding
Source: RefSeq, a predicted model, not a curated record
CAGUGAGCCACUGUGAAAAAGACUACUGUUACCGUAACUGCUGAUAGACUAGCCUAAUUGCUGAUAGGCAAACUCAAGCUUUGGGAACAGCGAUCCACCUCGAGAUUACUGUACAUCAUGAGUGAGAGACAAGGAUCUGGAGCAACUGCCGGCAACAACAAAACUCCUGGGGGACAAGAUGCGUCUAAGAAGGAUGUCCCUGCGGACGACUUUGACAUCGACAUGGGCGCCCCUGAGACGGAGAAGGCGGCCGUCGCCAUCCAAUCCCAGUUCAGGAAGUUCCAGAAGAAGAAGACUGACGACAAGUCCUAGUGGCCUGAGGGGUUUCCCCUGUUGCCCAUGGACACCAGGGCGCGUCGCCAUGGCACCUCAUUUGCAUGUCAACUAAUUCAUACCCGUACAAACUCUAGGGGACGAGGGCGGGGGUGGGAGGGUGAAACCGGGGGAAGCAAGCAAAGACAGAAGCCUGUCGUUCACUGACAUGUCUGUGAAGUCCCGUGACCUAUUCUUUAAUUGCUGUACCAAUAAAUGAGGAAAAAUAUCUGUU